This is a messenger RNA of Erigeron canadensis, 1633 nucleotides long. Its product is annotated as UDP-glycosyltransferase 85A8-like. Bases 19 to 1446 code for a protein of 475 amino acids. NCBI's taxonomy places the organism in Eukaryota, Viridiplantae, Streptophyta, Magnoliopsida, Asterales, Asteraceae. Gene Ontology annotation, molecular function: UDP-glycosyltransferase activity. The transcript is spliced from 3 exons. The record is from RefSeq and is a predicted model, not a curated record.
UCCACAUUGAUAUUAGAAAUGACAAAGCCACAUAUCAUAUGUAUUCCCGUCCCAUUACAAGGCCACAUGACUCCCAUGAUGAAACUUGCAAAGCUCCUUCACUUUAAGGGCUUCCAUAUCUCUUUUGUCAACACACAUUACAACCAUAAUCGUUUGCUCCAAUCUCGUGGUCCUUCGUCUCUCGAUGGACUGCCCGAUUUUCGUUUCUACUCCAUCACCGAUGGCCUUCCACCAUGUGACGCCAAUGCCUCCCAGUCAAUCCCAGACCUUAGCAUAUCCCUUGGUAAGCAUAGUUUGGAACCCUUUUGUGAGCUCAUUACUAAGCUUAAUGAUUCCGGGGAGUCCAACGUGCCACCCGUGAGUUGUAUAAUUUCGGACGGAUGCAUGAGCUUUACGCUUAAAGCUGCCGAGAGAUUUGGAUUGCCGAAUGUGAUUUUCUGGACGCCAAGUGCUUGCGGGGUUUUGGCUUACACUCAUUAUCGUGAUCUUAUUCAAAGGGGCUAUACACCACUCAAAGAUUUGAGUGACAUAACGAACGGGUAUUUGGAAACGGUGUUGGAUUGGAUUCCCGGAAUGAAUAACAUUCGACUAAGGGACUUCCCAAGCUUCAUUCGCACCACGGACAUCAAUGACAUUAUGCUUAACUUUCUUAUCAAGGAGUCGGAUGCCAUCUCGAGUGGCUCAGCUAUCUUGCUAAACACAUUCGACGCGCUAGAGCAAGAAAGUGUCAACUCUUUACGUUCUCUGAACCCACAAAUUUUCACUAUAGGGCCGCUACAUAUGAUGCAAGAAGAUGUUCAAGAUGAGCGACUCAAACAUAUUGGGUCUAACCUAUGGGUAGAAGAUAUGAGUUGCAUUACUUGGCUCGACACAAAAGACCCUGGUUCAGUUGUUUACGUCAACUUUGGAAGUAUUACGGUCAUGACGAAAGAACAAUUAAUAGAGUUUGGAUGGGGUCUUGCCAAUAGCAAAAAGGAUUUCUUAUGGAUAGCUAGACCGGAUAUCGUAGGAGGAAAAGAGGCUAUGAUGCCCAAUGAGUUCGUCCAAGAGACCAAAGAGAGAGGCAUGGUUACUAGUUGGUGUCCUCAAGAACUGGUUUUGAAGCACCAAGCAAUUGGCGGAUUCUUGACGCAUAGUGGAUGGAACUCAACUAUCGAGAGCAUUAGCAAUGGCAUACCGAUGAUUUGCUGGCCAUUCUUUUCGGAGCAACAAACAAAUUGUCGAUAUAGUUGUGUAGAAUGGGGGAUUGGUAUGGAAAUCAAUCCAAAUGUGAACAGAGAAGAUGUUGAAGCUCUUGUGAGGGAAAUGAUGGAUGGAAAAAAGGGAAAGAUGAUGAACAAAAAGGCUUUUGAAUGGAAAAGGAAAGCUGAAGAAGCCGUCGCCAUUGGUGGAACGUCUUAUCGCAACUUUGAUAAACUAAUCAGCGAUGUUCUUUUGACCAAGUGAAUUAAUCAAGAUUGUGUUAUAGCUAAUACUGAAUAGUGUUCUGUUUAACUGUUUGAUCGUUUGUUUUCAUUUUUCAAUAAGGAUGUUUGUGCUAUAAACGUUACAAAGACUUUACUAUAUUUUUUUCUCUUUAAUAAUGGAUGUAAUUACAAGUUACAAUUGGGAUUACAAGCAUGAAUGUUCAACU